Molecule: messenger RNA, 809 nt
Organism: Telopea speciosissima
Lineage: Eukaryota; Viridiplantae; Streptophyta; Magnoliopsida; Proteales; Proteaceae
Product: transcription factor MYB1-like
Exons: 3
Coding region: 26-802 (258 amino acids)
Source: RefSeq, a predicted model, not a curated record
AAGGAUAAUCUAGGAAGAUAGUGAGAUGGGUACAAGCCCUUGCUGUUCCAAGGAGGGAUUGAGCAAGGGCCUUUGGAGUGCUUAUGAGGACCAAAUCCUAUCAGAUUACAUUAAAACACAUGGAGAGGGGAGAUGGAAUCACCUCCCCAACAAAGCAGGUCUCAAUAGAAGUGGAAAGAGUUGCAGACUUCGCUGGUUGAAUUAUUUGAGACCUGGUAUCAAGAGAGGAAACAUAUCCCCUGAAGAAGAAGAGCUUAUCAUCAGGCUUCACAAGCUCUUGGGCAACAGAUGGUCACUCAUAGCAGGAAGGCUUCCAGGAAGAACAGACAAUGAAAUAAAGAAUUAUUGGAACACCAUUCUAGGAAAGAAGGUCCAAGAAGGUCACUCCUUCCCCCUACCUCCACUUUCCACCCAGAAUCACUUCAACUCAAACUCAAGUCAAUCUAACCUGAAGAAGAAAAAGAACAAAGAGGAGCAGCAAAGCAUUAUCAUGAGAUUACAGCCACCACCACCAGAAUCUGGGCAACUUGAAGCUGAAGCAAUGGGGGAACCCUCAGCUAUUAUAAGCCUCAAAGCAACAGAACCAGUAUCCUAUGAGGGGUUGUCCUCCUUGUUCACCCAUAGAGAAGAAGAGAUCAGCUCCUCCAAGCUAAUGGAGCUAUGGUCAUCUGACCUUCUGAAUUCAGACUUCUCUUGGGUCUCCCAUUGCCAAGAUGGAGAAGCAGAGACAAAUAAUGGUAACAACUAUAACUGGUACACUGAUCUAAGUUUGGAGAAUGAAGAUGAUUGGAAUUGGAUAUGAGAGUUAA